This is a messenger RNA of Dicrocoelium dendriticum, 330 nucleotides long. The record is from the annotation of a GenBank genome assembly. Lineage: Eukaryota; Metazoa; Platyhelminthes; Trematoda; Plagiorchiida; Dicrocoeliidae.
AUGGGAAAAAGAGUGCAUGUCCAAUUCACCAAGCUUAAACUCGAUUCUAAAUUUGCCUGGCUACGUGUUUUGGAUGGCGAUGACUGUGCGGCCCCCCAGCUAAAACUGGUAGAAAGCACGGAUGUAUAUAUUCCAUUCAACUGCACUUCUACCAAUGCAGCGAUGACCGUCGUGUUUGCUUCCGCAAUUGGUUCCAAGGUACUGGAAUUGUCAGCAGAAUAUUCGGAGGGUAAGCAUUUCAAAAAGGCGCUGUGUCUGAACCAGAUUCACUUAGUUUUCACAUGGAAAUUUCAUGCCACUUUUGUGCAGCCGUGUGAUAACUUUGAUUGA